AUGUUUGCCUUGUCCACCAUCCUGGCACUUGCCAGUAUCACUCUAGCAGGACCCGUACAGAAGAUCCUCGCCGACGACGGUGGUCCAUCCCGCCCAAAUGACCCCGACUUCCCUCUUCCCGCACCUCUCCCUUUCAAUACCACACUUCCCGGCGUUGACUACGAACUAAUCGCCAGGCUGAGGACGUCACCCAACUCCGUGACACGCCACGCACUCCUCCCGGAUGACGCCUUCAAGUUUGACUUCAUCAAUCCUCCCAAUGUGCCCUUUGCAAAGCUCGAAGGCCGCGGCGGCACUCUUGUGAACGCAAUCAGCCUGACGAUGCCCGCGCUCAUCGGCAAUGGCGCUGCUGCCGCCAUUGGGUUUACGAAACCCUGCGGCUUCAACACACCCCACACCCACAACCGCGCCACCGAACUCGCCAUCAUUGUCAAGGGCCGUAUGAUAACCGAGUUCGUCACCGAAACCGGUGUGCGCAAGAUCCGCGCCGAGCACAACACCUACAGCAUGGCUGUCUUCCCACAGGGCGCAUUGCACCUAGAGUUCAACCCCGACUGCGACGAGAUGGUGUUCGUUGCUACCUUCAACGACGAGGAUCCGGGGUUGAAUACGCCCGCUGAGUCGCUGUUCUUGCUGGACGAUGACUUUGCGGGGCUGGCGCUGGGCCUGGAAUUCUUGGAGGGCGCUGAUAUUGACAAGUUUAGGCAUUUGGUCCCGGCGACGUUGGCGCAGGGGGUGGAGAGUUGUUUGAGGAGGUGUGGGAUUAAGAAGAACAAGGUGGAGGAAGGGGAGCUUUAA
This is a messenger RNA of Didymosphaeria variabile, 798 nucleotides long. RefSeq lists its product as uncharacterized. Gene Ontology annotation, molecular function: manganese ion binding. NCBI's taxonomy places the organism in Eukaryota, Fungi, Ascomycota, Dothideomycetes, Pleosporales, Didymosphaeriaceae. The coding region runs from base 1 to 798 and encodes 265 amino acids. The record is from RefSeq and is a predicted model, not a curated record. Gene Ontology annotation, cellular component: cell wall. The transcript has 3 exons.